Molecule: messenger RNA, 5112 nt
Organism: Eruca vesicaria subsp. sativa (arugula)
Lineage: Eukaryota; Viridiplantae; Streptophyta; Magnoliopsida; Brassicales; Brassicaceae
Source: the annotation of a GenBank genome assembly
AUGAGUUUCAAAAACUCUUUCAAAUAUCACAGCUCGUACAAACAGAUACGAAGCCCCAGAGAUAAAAGUGAAGCAAGCCCUGAGAACCGUCCGAUUCUCCACGACCACGAUCACCACCCUCGCAUGGGCCACCACAAAACACAGAGCUCUCGUUCUAGCCUGGACGAGGCUCGAAACGCUCCCCUAGAACGAGAUUCCAGCUACAAGUUCUGGCCAGACAACACUGGAACUUCCGACCACGCCACGUUGGAGCCGGCACGAACUAGCUUUAAAGAUCCGACCACUAUUAAUCGACAGAGUGGGAGACUGAGCGACAGCUUCAACUUCGGAUCAGGGAAGCCGCGGCCAAUGGAAGAACCAAUGGCCGGAGGAGAGCAUCGACAAUGGGAAGGUAGAGGAGAGAUCACACUCGAUGUGGAUCAAGACAACGAUGACGUAAGUCACCAGACACAACCAACGCCUACCUCAACGGCUCGAUCAUCAUUUGACGCGGCGAGGGACUUGCGAGUCUCUUUCAAUGUUCAAAGAGCUGGUACAAACUUCGUCGGUUCGGUUCCUUCUUCGUCUCCUACUCCUUCGUCUUGCUCGUCGGCAACAAUGCGGACGAAUCAAGACACGCAGCAGCAGGAAGAAGAGGUUGUUCGAUGCACAUCGAACAGGUCGUUUCAAAGGAAAGCAGAUCUUAUUUCAAGAACCAAGACAAGAUCGAGGCUUCAAGAUCCGCCAGCAGAGGAAGACACGCCUUAUUCAGGUUGGAGAUCUGGUCAGUUAAAAUCCGGGUUACUCGGAGAUAUUGAUGAAGAUGAUGAUCCAUUAGCUGAGGAAGAUAUACCUGAUGAGUAUAAGAGAGGGAAACUUGACGCCAUAACUUUGCUCGAGUGGCUUAGCUUAGUGGCUAUAAUAGCUGCAUUGGCGUGUAGUUUAUCGAUUCCUUCUUGGAAGAAAGUGAGAGUUUGGAACCUUCAUUUAUGGAAAUGGGAAGUGUUCUUGCUUGUUCUUAUAUGUGGGAGGCUGGUCUCUGGAUGGGGAAUCCGAAUCGUUGUCUUCUUCAUCGAGAGAAACUUUCUUUUGCGAAAACGAGUUCUUUACUUUGUGUACGGUGUUCGUAGAGCUGUCCAGAACUGUCUCUGGCUCAGUAUGGUUCUUCUCGCUUGGCGUUUCUUGUUCGACAAGAAAGUACAGCGAGAGACAGAUAGCAAGUUUCUUCCUUACGUAACCAAGAUAUUGGUGUGUUUCUUGUUGAGCACUAUCUUAUGGUUGAUCAAGACACUAGUGGUUAAGGUUCUCGCUUCUUCGUUCCACGUUAGUACUUACUUUGAUCGGAUUCAAGAAGCUCUGUUUAACCAGUACGUAAUCGAAACCUUGUCGGGUCCUCCCAUGAUUGAGCUGAGCAGGAUUGAGGAAGAGGAAGAGAGGGCGCAAGAAGAGAUUUUAAAGUUGCAGAACGCAGGUGCUAAGUUACCACCAGAUCUUCGCGCCGCUGCGUUUCCACCGAGAAAGAGUGGGAGAGUUCUGAACCCCAAACUAUCAACAGUCAUCUCGAAAACAGCAGCUGAUGGUGGAAUCAGCGUGAAGCACCUUCAGAGUAUGAAUCACAAGAACAUAUCAGCUUGGAACAUGAAGAGGCUGAUGAAGAUUGUGAGGCAUGUUUCGCUUACCACGUUAGACGAGCAGAUGCAGGAAACCACAAACGAAGACGAAUCCACCCGACAGAUACUGAGCGAAAAAGAAGCUAAAGCAGCUGCAAGGAAAAUUUUCAAGAACGUGGCUCGACGUGGCGCAAAGCACAUUUACAUAGACGAUUUGAUGAGGUUUUUGCGUGAAGACGAGGCGAUGAAGGCAAUGUACCUCUUCGAAGGUGCACCAGAGACGAAAAAGAUCAGCAAAUCAGCUUUGAAGAACUGGCUGGUCAAUGCUUUCAGAGAGCGAAGAGCUCUUACCCUGACACUCAACGACACCAAGACUGCUGUGAACAAGCUUCAUCACAUGAUCAAUAUUGUCACUGCUAUUGUCAUAGUUGUCAUAUGGCUUGUCCUUCUGGAAAUAGCAUCCUCCAAAGUGCUUCUCUUUGUAAGCUCACAAGUUGUACUAUUGGCCUUCAUCUUUGGGAACACGGUCAAGACUGUAUUCGAGUCCAUCAUCUUCUUGUUCAUCGUGCAUCCUUAUGAUGUUGGUGAUCGCUGUGAGAUUGACGAUGUACAGUUGGUGGUGGAGGAGAUGAACAUACUUACAACAGUGUUCUUGAGAUAUGACAAUCUGAAGAUUAUGUACCCGAAUAGUCUUCUAUGGCAAAAAUCGAUCAGCAAUUACUACCGCAGUCCAGACAUGAGUGACACAAUCGAGUUUUGUGUCCACAUUACUACUCCUCCUGAAAAGAUUGCAACAAUCAGGCAAAGAAUAUCAAACUACAUUGACAACAAGCCAGAGUACUGGUACCCAUCAGCCAAGAUAGUUGUAAAGAACGCAGAAGAGUUGAACAUGAUAAGGUUAGUAAUUUGGCCGGAUCACAGGUUUAAUUUCCAAGACAUGCUUGAAAGAUGGGGAAGAAGAUCCGUCUUGGUCGAAGAAAUAAUUAAGAUCCUCCUCGAACUCGAUAUUGAGCACCGGUUUUACCCACUCGGUAUCAAUGUCAAAGCAAUGUCUACAGUUGUUUCCAGCAGAGUUCCACAAGGCUGCACCCAGAGCGCAGGUUCAAGCUUUGACGGCAACAAAUCAGACAUGGAGCGUGAUUCCACCAGCUACACAUUUUGGCAAGAUAUUGUAACCGAUGAUCACGCGCAGAGCGGUAGUUUCGAUUUCCCACAAUGCCGUGAUGAGGUCACACUCGAUGUGGACGAGGAAGCAGAGGAUAUCAGCAACACAUUAGCUUCAGGGUUCGACGCGUCGAAAGAAACGUUAGUCUCUUUUAAAAUCAACGGUUCUUCAGGUACCAACAACAAUAUGUCCGGUUCUGUCCGUUCUGGUACCUCUUCCACUUCGUUUUCGUCGGCGACAAUGCGGAUGAACUUAGACCCGCAAGAUCAGGACGAAGACGUAGUUCUGAGAUGCUCAUCGAUGAGGAAAACAGAGCUUGUCUCUAGGGUGAAAGCAAAAUCAAGGCUGAUAGAUCCUCCACAAGAAGAGGAGCAACAGUAUUCAAGUUGGAUGGAGACAUCAGAACAGCUAAGAUCCGGUUUACUUGCGAGACAAUCAAGUAUGGAGGAAGAAGAUGAUUCAUUGGCUGAGGAAGAUGUUCCUGAAGAAUAUAGAAGGACCAAAAUGGACGCGAUAACCCUGCUUCAAUGGCUGAGCUUGAUAGCAGUCGUGGUUCUACUAGUGUUGAGUUUGGGGCUUCAUUCAUGGAGAGAUACGACUCUUUGGAAGCUUCACUUGUGGAAAUGGGAAGUGGUUUUUCUGGUUCUCAUCUGCGGGAGGCUAGUUUCGGGGAUGGGAAUCCGAAUCAUCGUCUUCUUCAUUGAGAGAAACUUCCUCCUGAGAAAGAGGGUUCUUUACUUUGUUUAUGGUGUGAAGACGGCUGUUCAGAACUGUCUCUGGCUAGGGUUGGUUCUUAUCGCGUGGCAUUUCCUGUUCGACAAGAAAGUAGAAAGGGAAACUCAGAGCGAUGUUCUGCUUCUAGUGACAAAGAUCUUAACGUGUUUCUUGUUGAGCACAAUCUUGUGGCUGAUCAAGACAUUGGUGGUUAAAGUUUUAGCAUCUUCGUUUCAUGUUAGUACCUACUUUGAUCGGAUUCAAGAAGCGCUGUUUCAUCAUUACUUGAUAGAGACGUUAUCUGGACCACCAAUGCUUGAGUUGAGCAGAAUUGAAGAAGAGGAAGAGCGAGCGCAAGAAGAGAUCUUCAAGAUGCAGAAAGCAGGUGCUGAUUUAUCACCUGACCUUUGUUCAGCUGCGUUUCCACCGGACAAGAGCGGAAGUGUGUCGAACGGCGUGAAGCUAUCUCCGAUCAUCCCGAAGACAGGAACUGAUAGCGGAAUCACUAUGAAUGAUUUGCACAGGAUGAAUCAGAAGAAUGUAUCAGCUUGGAACAUGAAAAGACUGAUCAAGAUUGUGAGGCAUGUUUCAUUGACGACAUUAGAUGAGCAAGCGCUUCAAAGCACAUCUGAAGAUGAGUCAAUCAGACAGAUACGGAGCGAAAAAGAAGCUAAAGCAGCUGCAAGAAAGAUUUUUAAGAACGUGGCUCAACGUGGAACAAAGCACAUUUACUUGGAGGAUUUGAUGAGAUUUUUGCGAGCAGAUGAGGCGAUUAAGACAAUGAGUCUCUUCGAAGGCGCAUUGGUGACCAAAAAGAUUACCAAAUCAGCCUUGAAGAACUGGCUGGUGAAUGCUUUCAGAGAGAGAAGAGCUCUUGCACUGACACUCAACGAUACAAAAACAGCAGUGAACAAACUCCAUCACAUGAUUAAUUUUCUCACUGCAAUUGUCAUAGUAAUCAUAUGGCUAGUUCUUCUUGAGAUUGCCACUUCAAAGUCUCUUCUCUUCUUAACUUCACAAAUUGUACUCUUGGCCUUUAUGUUUGGAAACUCUCUCAAGACCGUCUUUGAGUCAAUUAUCUUCCUUUUCAUCAUUCACCCCUAUGAUGUUGGUGAUCGGUUGGUGAUCGACACUGUCGAGAUGGUGGUGGAGGAAAUGAAUAUUCUUACAACAGUGUUCUUGAGGGCUGACAAUCUGAAGAUUGUGUAUCCGAAUAUUCUUUUGUGGCAGAAAGCGAUCCAUAAUUACAACCGUAGUCCGGACAUGGGAGAUGAAGUGCAGUGUUGUGUCCACAUAACUACUCCACCUGAAAAGAUUAUUGCGAUCAAACAAAGAAUCUCAAGCUACAUUGAUAGCAAGCCAGAGUAUUGGUAUCCGAAAGCCGAUAUCAUUGUAAAGGAUGUGGAAGAUUUGAACAUUGUGAGGUUAGCAAUAUGGCCACGACAUAAGAUUAACCACCAAAACAUGGGAGAGAAAUUCACAAGAAGGGCCUUGUUGGUUGAGGAAGUGAUCAAAAUCCUGCUUGAGCUUGACAUUCAGUAUCGUUUUCAACCGCUUGACAUCAAUGUCAAGACCAUGCCCACGGUUCUCUCGAGUAGAGUUCCACCUGAUUGGGCACAAAACCUUGAUAUACAGGGUAACUAG